This is a messenger RNA of Austrofundulus limnaeus, 7820 nucleotides long. It is a transcript of the gene vstm2a, whose product is annotated as V-set and transmembrane domain containing 2A. NCBI's taxonomy places the organism in Eukaryota, Metazoa, Chordata, Actinopteri, Cyprinodontiformes, Rivulidae. The coding region runs from base 406 to 1116 and encodes 236 amino acids. The record is from RefSeq and is a predicted model, not a curated record. Gene Ontology annotation, cellular component: membrane. The transcript has 5 exons.
CGUGUUCGGCGGUAGCGCAGAGGAAGAAGAGGAAGAAGAAGGAGAAGACCGCAGCCCGGUUCGCUCCUCCAUUCAGCGAGCGCCCGAUCAGAGACACGGACUCACCGAGCAGAAGUAGAAGGAGCAGCUGACAGAGUCAGGAGAAGAGAGAGACGGAGCGGGAAGAAGAGGAGAAGAAGUUGAGCAACAUGUUAACCACCGUGAGGAGGACUUCCUGUAGACCCGCUCCCUCAGAGACCGUCUGACUCCUCCGCUGCGCAGCGCUUUCCCCCCGGUCUCUCCUCUCCGUUUUUAUUUUUUUCACUUCUUCCUGGGGGGGUGGGUGGAUAACUGAUCUCGUCCUCCGUCUCAUGUGAACUAAGAUCCCCCCCCACCCCACCUACCCCCCUCCUCUGAGCUGGAACGAUGCGGACCUCUCAUGAUACCGUUGGAUUUGUUUUCCUGGCCGGAUUCUGUGUUCAGCUGGGAUUCUCCUUUGAAGGUCGCUUCACAGACCUCCCCUCCAACAUGACGGUGAAAGAGGGUCAGAACAUCGAGAUGGCCUGCGCCUUCCAGAGUCGGACCGCCUCUGUCUACUUGGAGAUCCAGUGGUGGUUCGUGAAGGCUCCGGAGCCGUCAGACAGCCAGGAGGAGAACGUGGAGGACCAGGAGAUGGAGAUGAUCCAAGAGCCUGAUCCUGAUGAUGAGGGGACAAAAAUAAGUACAGUGAAGGUCCAGGGCAACGACAUCUCACACAAACUGCAGAUCUCCAGAGUCAGCAAGAACGACGAAGGACUGUACGAGUGCCGGGUGACACGAGCUAACUACGGCGAGAUUGUGGAGUACAAAGCUCAAGCCUGGCUGAAGAUCAACGCCACGGCCAGGCCUCGACGGCCACUGCCCCCUGCCAAGAAGAGCUCCCCGCUGCACCUGACAGACAAAAAGCCCAGAAAGUCCAGCUCAGCUCUGGGCCAGGACAACAUGAGCUCAGACCAGAGGAUGUCCUCCACAUCCAGCUCUCACACAACCUCCAACACAGCUAAACACAACCCUGGCUCAGGAACAAGAAUAUCAUCCAGCGCUGGACUCGUCAUCCCUGUCCUGGUCUGCAGCCUGCUGAGGGCGGCCUUGUUAUAAUCUGAAGAACAAUUCUUGGUUUGCUCCCAGAUCUUGGCCCAUCUAAAAAAGGGAAGAAAGAAAAAAAAUGAAAGAAAAGAUUGCUUGUUUUACUUCCUGGAAGUGAGCUCUCUACAUCCCUGAACCCACCCCUCCUCCUUCAGCACAGUUUGCUUCUCACAUCCUGCUCUUGCACCUAGCACAUCGCUGUUAGCCACUAUAAACACCAGUCACAUGAUCCAGCCCACCCUAUCAGACACAUAGACUGGAUCUUGGUUGGGAAGAAGACCUUUACGGAGGUUUCACUGUUCAUGUGUCCAUUGCUGAAACUAAAGAAGAAGAAAAAUCUCUAUUUGUGUUGUAUUUAUGACUGUAGAUAUGUCUGUUUGAUUUGAACCACUUAGACUCUGUAUGUGCUGUAAACGUUAGCUGCUGCUGCUGAUACUCAUCAUGGAUCACCGUGAAGAGGAGCUCCGGUCCUCUGCACAGGAGAUACAUCACAUCGCAAGCUAUCUGUUCACUUAGAUUAUUGAUAGUACGAUUUUGGUUCAAGGAUUAUUUUCCAUCCUGUAAGUGAUCCAUCCUCAGAUGUGCAUGCUUGGCCUAAAGGAGAAAAAGACAGGAAACCCUUAGAAAACCAGAAGCCGACACUUUAAUGUUGCAAUAUGUUGAACUGAAGUUUAUUUUAUUUUAUUUUUUGUGCUAGCUUUGGUGUACAAAAAAAUGUCCCUUUUGUCAUUUUCAUUUGUAUUGCAUCCUCAGCUGGAAUAAAAAAUAAUUUCCUAUUUAUGAGCAGAGGUGGAAAGUGUACCAAAAUAACAUAUUCAUAUAAAAGUACAGUUUGUGGGAAUUUUAUUCAAGUACAAGUAAAGAUACUUGUAAAAGGUUCUAUUCCAGUAAAAGUAAAAAGUAAGUUAUUAAAAAUGUAUUAUUUCGUAGAAGGUACUUACUUUUUCUUACAACAAGAGGGAUUUCUCCUGCGGUCCACAAAAGACGGAAAUGUUUUUUUUUCUCAAACAAAUGAUAAAAUUAAAUAAAAAGACUCAUAAUUUUAAAUACAGUUGCAAAAUAAAACAAGCCUAUCAUAUUUAUAACAACUAAAAAUAAAGAAAUAUGUCAUUUCAGCGCAGAACCACAGGUCUGAACUUUUUUUUUGAAAAAAAAAAACUGCUGGUAGAAAAACUCCUAAACAAACCACCCUGAGCUAGAUUUUGAUUACAGUUAAUUUUUUGUUGCAAUGAUACAGUUCUUACUUACAGCAAUAUGAGAAGACAAACAGUAAGAAGUACAUUUAAAAAAAGAGAUAUAGUGGAUUUAGUUUAAAAAAAUAAUGUCAACUUAUUCCACACAACUGAACUAUGUAAAGGUACCACAUUUACUUUACGUUACCUUUACAGUCAAUAUAAAGUGUUAUCUUUAUUUAAUUCAGCUGAGUGGAAACAGUUGACAUCAUAUUUUAAAAAUUAAAUCCAUAAUAUAUGUUUUUUACGGAGUCUGCGAGAAGACAUGUGGGGGGGCGGUUCUUUUCUUUUGCAUUCCCACGUGAUGCUAUUGAGUUAACUCGCAAAUACUUUUUGCAUUCCCUUGCAAAAGCCAUUUAUUACUGCUGUGCCUGCCAGUUUAUUAACAGAUUCACAUGCUCACCAUUACACAGGAGUUAGCCUACUAAUUUAAUUCAGCUUGGAAACAAAUAUGCCACAGCCAUGCAUUGAUGUGUAUAAUAUGCACUUAUUUUAAUCGAAGCUACACAAUAUCGCCAUCAAUUUCCAACCAGAUAUUUCUAAAUAAAAGUCUGAUUUAAUGCAGUUCAUACAAAAUAUUAAAUUUUUGCAUGGGAAUGCAAGAUGGUAAUGUGUGGGAAUUCAAAAAAUAUAUAAAAACAUGUCUUAUUUCUAUAUAAAAGAAUUAAUGUUUUUUUUUUAUAAAGUUUUUUAAUCUGAUGCCAGGAGAAACAGCAGAGGGCUGGACUGGGAAGUGAGGUUAACAGUUUUGCUGCUAUGUUAAGUUGAAAGUCUGAGUUUAUAGAAUCAUAGAGGAGGAUUUUUUUAGCCUGGUUCAGUCACCAUGCUAACAGAGACAACUCCUCACCUGUUGCUCCAGAACAGGUGAGGAGUUCAGUUUCAGUUUGAACUGUCAGUAAGAAGCUCCGCUCUGCCUGUGCACGCCUGUGAUUCAUUUCUUAAAGAGAUCCCAAAUAGAAACAUCAGACUGAAGCAACAUGAAUAUAUCAUAAUGAUUCCAUCCACUGCUGGAAGAUUUUAAAGAAGCACAUCAUAAACUUACAAAACUGAAAAUAUCAUUGUCAUUUAAAAAAGCCAGUCAGCGUUCCACACUUACUGAUCAAAUGUUGGUGUUUUAUUUUUCAAACUUACCAACAGCACAAUGUUUAUUCAGGAAUAUAUUUGCAUUUUAUGAUUUGAUUUAUGAAAUUUAACUUAUGGAUUCAAAAUUUAGGAAAAAAGCAUUCCUUUUGACCAGAUUGCAUGUUUAAAUGGAUUCACGUAACUUUCAGCAAACAUGUAAAAUGUGCUUAAAAACAUGAAUACACGCAUACUGUGCAUCUCAUGGAUUUCAAUAUGCACAUUGUACAAAAUAUAAUAAAAAACAUUUAAACUGUUCAUACAUACACUAAAAUAAUUAAACUACCACUUUAACUUUCAUACAGCGGCUGAUUUGGUGUGACUGUUAAUAAAAAAAUUCUGGUUCAAAUUUUACUGGGACAUUGUUUCCCAACAAAAUUUAAAAACAAUAUUAAACUCAGCAUUAAUGAGUAAUCAGCUACUGUUUAAAUAUAGCUGGUUUUUACUGGCAUAAACAGACUGCAAUUACAGCUGUAAAAUAAAUAAAAUAAUUUUCAUCAGGCUGUGUUUUUAAUGUGACCAGUCUGUCAGUUUUUCCACUUCCUGAUUCUCUGACAUGGUUUUAGAUGUGAGUUUGGGAGUUAUUGAUGCUCUCUGUUUAUGAUCUCAUUUGCAUAAUUAAAAACAAUGUAAAGCUAUUCAAUAUUAUCAGUGUCAGGUAUUGGUGUUUGAGUCAUUUUCAAAAAACUAUACCAGUCUUGUUGUUUAAACUCACCCCUGCAUGCCUCUCAACGAUAUUACCGCUAACAGCAGAAUGAAUCAGCUUCCUUUCUUUAAAAUGAUUCGAGUUUCUCUUAAACAGGAGUUUAUUUCAUUUGCUUUAGUUCAACUUGAAGUCAUGGUGGAUGUUUAGCUGUUUGCCAGAUAAUAGGUGAAGUGCCAACAAAUGCACGAGCUGAGUUUCACUCCAUGCCAGUAGACAAAGCAGCCAGAUGAAUGGGCGGAAACAUUCUUGCCAAAUCACACACCAGUUGACUGUAAAGACCCAGUCAGGUGUUAUGUUGCACUUGUUUUUUCUCCUGAUUUUAUUUACAUUGUUACAUUCAAUGUAUGGGGUUUUAAAUGUAAUACCCACAUAGCAGAUAGGACGUGGGCCAGGUCUGGCAAUAAUAAUAGCACUGUUUUUAGGAUGGCAUGCCAUAACUGGCCCCGUUGUGGUUUGGUUUAUGUGGUGCUGGCCCAACCACUUCUGAACCACCAAUGGGCCGUCAUUCUUUGUUAUAACUACACUGACUGAGGCCAGAACUGGGCCAGACACAUUUUCUAUGGGGAUAAGUAUAAUACUUUAAAUAAAUUAUACCAAAAAAUGUGGAAUUUUAAAUAAAUCAAAAGUAAAAGUCCAUAAAUUUCAUAUUCAGAGACAGUAACAUGAGUAAAUGUAAUUCACUACUUUCCACCUCUGUUUAUGAGUUAUUAUUGUAAACCCUGAUAUAUUCGCUUUGACGUCGGAGGCUGAGUGCCUUCAGGGUGUGUCUUAUUGCUGUACUGAACUUGUAUCACCUUUAGAUCAGGAACACAACACAUAAACUCAUGCUUCAGGUUAAUAAUAAAACCAGUCAGACAUUAGGUUUAUAUUUGACAUUUAGUGCGCACAGUUUAGUAAUUUGAGGGUUUUUUUUUUAAGUAGUUUUUUUUUAGUUCACAGAGCAUUUCUGAACACAACGCUUUGACAAUCUGAUAGAAACACAAAUGAAGCAGUGGCUGGUCUUCAUAGUGCUCAUCACAUUCUCUAAAAUGAUCUGGAACUAACGUAUACAGAGCCGUUCCAGAUUUCAUAGCAACGCUAACAGAAACUUGUCAAUAAGACUGGACCAGGUUGAUGAUCUGAGGAAUAAUCACUGUGGGUUGGAUUCUGCUGUUUUUAUCUCAGAACACAUUGGCACCUGUUUUUACUUAUGUGAAGUCCAAACUUUGAGGUUUUAACAAAUUCAGGUCAAAUUGUUCUGCCGUCAAAUUGUAGCCUUGCAGCUUGGGUCACUAUGUAUCCUUAGAUUUUAGUGGGGGAAAAAAGGCCAUUUGCCACAUUUCUUUUAGUUCUCACCUCAUCCCCCUCUGUACUCAGACCAUUUCAUACCUCAGCCAGUUUUGUUCUUGCUUCUGUCCACUUCGUACCUGCCUCAGCCCACUUCAUGCCCACCAUGGCCAGACUGUAACCAUCUCAACUCAUUUUGUAUCUAGCUUAGCCUGCGUUGUACCCAAUACAUUCCUGCCUUCCACGAAGGAGCAUCAAAUAAUCUGUCACAAUCGGGAAGCUGGAAAUAAAAAGCCCUAACAUUACUUUAAAAAUACAAUUACAUUUCUGCAGAUGCCACCAUUUGUUUAGGCGUGAACGUUUGACCUUUAACCUGUUUUAUUAUGUUUUAAAAACUCUUUGCUCUAACUGAGCAGCCAUGAUUAAAACAGUUCAGCCGUGUGAGUGGUUUCAUGUUAAACUAUUCUACAAUGCUAUGUUAAAAGUGUUAAAGCUAACCUUUGAUUUGAUUAUUCAGUCAAGAUCUCUGUGAACAUGAACAGACAGAGUGUCAGUGUGGUGAAUUAUGCUUUUUAUCAUUCAACAGCAGGAAAUUUAAAAGGAUUUAAUAAAUUUCAAGUUAUUAGAAACAAAGUUGAAAUUAUUUCCAGUAAAUCCAACAGAAGUAAGUUAUGUUAAGGCCUCUGUCAUGAGGACGUUUCUCAAAGUCAAACAGUGAAACUCAGAACUGAUACAUUUUAUCUCUAAUCCAGAAAUCUAACAUGGUUGUGUUUCAAGCAUAAAUUAACAGGUAAUACUGUAAGACCAUGUAAAAGAUGAUCCAAGCUCCAUGAAACUGGAAAAAACCCUAAACUGAACCAGAUGUCACUUCAAAAACACACUGAUCCUGCAUCAGACACAGGACAUUCUGGGCUAUAACCUCAAAUAGUUUAUGACUGCAUCUCAAGAUAGAAAAAAAUAAAAAUAAAAAUACACUUAAAAUCAAAUCUGAACGUUUAAUGUGCAUUUCGUACAGCACAACAUGCUUGUAGUUUACACACCGUGACUGAGAGAUGAUCAAAACCUAAAUGUAGAUCAUUUAAUCUACUGGAACGCACCACUGGCUUCUCACAAUGUUAAAGAAACUGUACUUUUUGACUUAUGGGGUAUGGGGAUAUGGUGCAUGCAUUGUUUCAAAGAGGUAAAUUAUGUAUAAAAUUUCAAAAUGGCAGAAGUCGUCUACAUCUUUUGACUUGUUAUUGAGAAGCAGGGAUGAGUGUACGGAGAAACUACCAGAAAUACUGUGUUGGGACUCAACUGUUAUGAAAUACUGCCCAAAACGUUGACUGCUAUGAACUCCCUGGUAACUAACGUGAAGAUACAGUAGAUCAUGUCCACACAAAGCUCCUAAUUUGUGCACACACUUGACUCGAUCCAAGAAGUUGAGUCAUCCAUCGACACCCUGUAGAAUCCCUCCAUAUCUAAUUUCUCUGGGCUUGGUCCACAAAAUCUUAGCCAAAGCGACUGAACUGGUGGUCUACAACAGAAAUAACGAAAGAUUCAAAAUAACACACCGCCUUUACCACCAAUGCAUGCACCAGAUUUAUACCCAACGACGAAACAUCCCUGGGUACAAGUUGACGGAGUGACAAACUGACUCACUAAUCAAACCCAAAGCGUGAUUUGUCCAUUUAUGGAACCAUCCAACCUGGGACUCACAAGAAACAUCAUGUGACUCGCAAUAAUGACUCUGGUCUCUGUUCUCAGAAAGCAAACCUCACUUCACACUUUAUGUUUUCUACACCCUCUCCCAACCCUGCUCCUGUACAGCUUAAUGACCAAGCCAAAGACUGGUUUAGGAAAAACUGUUCAUUCAGUGCUUUGUUGUGAAGGCUGAAGUCCCCCCCCCAGCCCACACACACACACACACACACACACACUCAUCAAAGGUCCCUAGAAAAUCAGUGUAGACGACGAAGGGUCAACCCUGACUAAUCCCAGCAGUUUGAAGAACUUCACAUGGAUUUGAACACCUAAUCUGUCAUCACUGUCACUUAUUUAUCACUCUGCUGUGACGGGGACGAGAUGAUUCAGAGGGAUUACGUUGCAAAAAAAAAAGUUAUUUUUCCCCCCAGAAACAAGAGUGAAGUUAUGAUUUUUUUUUAUUCUACUAGAAGUGGGCAGUUUGUUCAACCUUCAUGUAAAAAUUCACAGAUGUGUAUUACUUAAAAUGAAAUACGUUGCAUGUUGAAUUCUUUUCUUUGUUGUUUUAAAUCCAUCAAAGACGCAAAGAUGUGCUGUACUUGUAACAAUAUUUUUUUUCAGUUUUAAGUGUUAACAAAGUGGAUUCUUCAUCUCUCCAAAUGAAUUUAAGUCAAAUGUUUUUUUUGAGAUUAAAAUAUCUAUAUCUAAUA